GUGAAAUUGUGGUAAAUGAAGUAAAUUUUGUGAGAAAAUGCAUUGCAACAGAUACAAGUCAGUAUGACCUGUGGGGCAAACUGGUUUGCACUAACUUCAAGAUUUCCUUCAUUACGGAUGACCCAAUGCCACUACAGAAAUUCCAUUAUAAAAACCUCCUCCUCGGUGAACACGAUGUCCCACUAACAUGCAUUGAGCAGAUUGUCACAGUGAAUGACACCAAGAGGAAGCAGAAGGUCCUUGGUCCCAACCAAAAACUUAAAUUUAAUCCAACCGAAUUAAUAAUUUAUUGCAAAGACUUCCGUAUUGUCAGAUUUCGCUUUGAUGAAGCGGGUCCUGAAAGUGCAAAAAAGGUGUGCCUUGCAAUAGCCCAUUAUUCUCAGCCAACAGAUCUUCAGCUUCUCUUUGCAUUUGAGUAUGUUGGGGAAAUAUAUCAUAAUCCAGGUAAGUAUGAAA
Nestor notabilis (Kea) is the source of this 456-nucleotide messenger RNA. RefSeq names its product myotubularin-related protein 10-like. The transcript has 4 exons. The annotation marks the transcript as partial. The record is from RefSeq and is a predicted model, not a curated record. Lineage: Eukaryota; Metazoa; Chordata; Aves; Psittaciformes; Psittacidae.